Vittaforma corneae ATCC 50505 is the source of this 525-nucleotide messenger RNA. RefSeq lists its product as uncharacterized. Gene Ontology annotation, molecular function: ribosomal large subunit binding. NCBI's taxonomy places the organism in Eukaryota, Fungi, Microsporidia, Nosematidae. The coding region runs from base 1 to 525 and encodes 174 amino acids. The transcript has a single exon. The record is from RefSeq and is a predicted model, not a curated record. Gene Ontology annotation, biological process: assembly of large subunit precursor of preribosome; cytosolic ribosome assembly; ribosomal subunit export from nucleus. Gene Ontology annotation, cellular component: cytosol; preribosome, large subunit precursor; nucleolus.
AUGCAUUUUAAACUAGACUUCGAGGGAAAGCCAGAAAUAGGAGCUUAUGUCAGAAUGACAAACAAGUAUAUACUCGUUGGGAGAUCGCAGACACCAAACAUCAUCAAUUUCUUCAGAGAAAACUUCUCAGUCCCAAUUAUUGAGACCACCAUAAACACGAUCAAUACAGUUGGUUCGCUUUGCGUAGGCAACAGCAAAGGAUUGGUACUUCCAGACACGUGCACGGAUCAGGAGUUGCAGCACAUCAGAAACUCACUUCCCGAGUCGAUUAAAGUCGUUAGAAUCUAUGAGAAGCUCAAUGCUCUUGGAAACAUCAUUGUCUGCAAUGACUACGGCUGUCUGGUUCAUCCAGAAAUAGACGAGAGCAACAUUAAGAUAUUGGAAGAUACACUCGGAGUGCCAGUAUUUAAGCACACAAUCGGUGCCGAGCCACUUGUAGGCACCUUCUCAGUUCUGUCUAAUCAGGGAAUGCUUAUCCAUCCAAAUGUUACAGAGCUUGAGCUAAAAGACUAUCAGAACUGCUGA